Messenger RNA from Spodoptera littoralis (African cotton leafworm), 1031 nucleotides. The record is from the annotation of a GenBank genome assembly. Lineage: Eukaryota; Metazoa; Arthropoda; Insecta; Lepidoptera; Noctuidae.
GUUGUGAUCGCUCGCCAUAACGCGCGCGUAAACGCGGGAAAAUUGAAAAGCAGCCAUGUUGGUUUUGAAGGCCCUGAUUCUCUGUGCAGCGUGGUUGGCAGUUUACUGCCAGGGCCCCAACGGUCCUACCACCACCCCAGUACCCAUCCUGAAGCAGAUCAACAGACAGAACGAUGAUGGAUCUUACAGUUACGGAUAUGAAGCUGCUGACGGAUCCUUCAAGAUUGAGACAAAAUACCCGAAUGGUGAUGUAGCUGGAAAGUAUGGAUAUGUUGACGAGAAUGGAAAAACUAGAGAGAUCUCGUAUGGUGCCAGCAGUCAGAGAGGUUUCGAGCCCGAAGGCCCUGGCAUCAUGGUGCCCCCACCAACUCUAAACAACCCUCAAUCCUCGAACGCUCUCACUGAUGGCCAGGAAGACGAUGGCCAGUACCGUGAAGACCCUAGCAUCUAUGAGGACCCGAAGUACAACAGCCGCGCCCAGCCACGACCAGCUCCCAUCAGACAGUUCCACCAGCCUGCUCAACCAGCGCCUGCGAGACAGUACCAACAACAGCCCCAGUUUGCCCCAGCACCCACAGCUGCUCCAGCUCCUCAAUACCAGCAGCAGAGCCAGUUUAGAUCAGCUCCUCUCUACUCCCAGCAAACCAGCCUCUUCAACCAAGGUCCUCAGCAAUUCCCAGCCCAAAACCAGGACUUCCGUCCUCAGAGCCAGGUAUACCACCAGCAGCCUCAAUUCUCGUACCAGGCUUACACUCCUCAGCCUUACCAGAAUUUCCAGAGCCAGAGUUUUCAGCCCCAGUACCAACAGCAGCAGUACCAGGGCCAGAAUCAGAAUUUCAACCCAUUUGUUGGCCACCCCGCCCAGAACUUUGACCCCAGCUCUGGGUCGUACUCCAUCAACUUCACCGGUUAAGUGAUUAUUGUUAUUGUUGUUUGAUGGUGUAAGUUGUAGUAUUAUUGUGUUUGUGUAGACGAUUCGUAGACUUUAGUAGACUUUGAUGGUAGUAUCAGGAUUUACUACAAUUAUCACC